UCGCUUGUGACGGUUGGUGUAUCUCUCUUGACUCAUGCACGAUCCGAUCUAGGAGUGCCACUUUCAACUUGUUCUUUGCUAGAUGAUCAUCUAAUGCACCGAUUCAAUUUUUUUCUUCUGAUCCAAGGAAUCGACAACAUGAAGUCUUCUGUCAUCUGUCUCACAGUCUUCUGUAUUCUUUGUGUCGGACCAGCUCUAGCUGAUAUCACAAGUUCCACUUGGACUUAUGCAGGAGCUGGUGAUACCGAUCAAUCUUUUUGGAAAGACAUUCCUGGAUCCUUCUGCGAUGGCUCAUCUCAAUCACCUAUCAAUAUCGUCACAAAGUGGACUCGAGAUAUCGAAUAUACCCCAUUCAAUCUAGAGUCUUAUGAAGAUGUCACCAUGGACGCGACUGUAGAAAACAACGGCCAUGCACUCGAAGUGGAAAUCUCUGGAAGUGACGAUACAGGUUAUUAUGAUAUAACUGGUGGCGGACUGACUGGAACGUUCAGAGCAUACCAGUUCCAUUUUCAUUUUGGUUCCACCGGAAGGCAAGGGUCUGAGCAUACUAUUGAUGGGGAGCGUUAUCCCGCUGAGAUGCACAUCGUCCAUUAUGAUACAGCAUAUGACGCACCCGGUAGUGCUAUCCAGCAUAAGGGGGGUAUUGCAGUACUCGGAUUCUUUCUAGAGGAAGACGACGAAGAUAACGAGGCACUUGACAAUAUACUGGAUCAAGUUAGUCAUAUUGUGCAACCUCAUACUGAAGAAGAGAUACAUGACUUCACCCUCUCUGAAUUACUACCCUCAUCACUGGAUAAAUUCUGGCGAUAUGACGGUUCUCUGACUACACCUCUGUGCAACGAAGUCGUGACGUGGACGCUUUUUGAAGAUACCAUCAAAAUUUCAAAGAGUCAGCUGCAAACCAUGCGCCAACUGAUGAGUGAAGCGGUAGAUGGAGACGGCAAUGAAAUGCAUAUGUACGAUAAUUACCGUGAUAUUCAGGACCGUAAUUUGCGCACCAUCUAUUCCGUGGUCACUGAUGACGAUGAAGGCGAUGAUGGUCACAUUCAUCCAUCACCCACUGAUGGUGCAGCGAGACCAUCCCCUGGAAUGGUGACCGUGAUAAUGGCUGCAUUCCUUACAACAUUCGUUUUCAGGCUUUGAUUCGUUAUUAUUAUUCAUCACUGGUAUUCUGACAUAACAAUCUCAGAGGCGGCAUCUUUCUAUCUCGCUUUACAAAUAAAAAAAAAUCUGAAAUGACUUAUCCUGAAA
Messenger RNA from Lytechinus variegatus (green sea urchin), 1251 nucleotides. Its product is annotated as carbonic anhydrase 2-like. The transcript is spliced from 8 exons. Gene Ontology annotation, molecular function: zinc ion binding; carbonate dehydratase activity. Gene Ontology annotation, cellular component: plasma membrane. NCBI's taxonomy places the organism in Eukaryota, Metazoa, Echinodermata, Echinoidea, Temnopleuroida, Toxopneustidae. Bases 94 to 1143 code for a protein of 349 amino acids. The record is from RefSeq and is a predicted model, not a curated record.